UUUGUGCUUUUUAAGUUUUCAUUUUUUUCUUUCUUUUUAAAAAAAAAACUGUUAAAAAAACACGUAUUAUGCUUUCCAAAGUGACUUUAAGAAAAAAGCGUAAUUUUAAAAAUUUGACGCUUCAAAACUCACCCGUUGUCGUGGGUGGUUCACCUCCUCCAUCUGAGCCAAACACAGCAAACGACUUAAAGACAGACACAAUAACAACAACAAAAGCAUCAUCUGCGUAUGAUGACAAUAAACAUGCUCCAGCUGAUUACAGCCAGUUGUGCGAACAGCUAAGUGAAUUAGAGAUUGGCCUCGAGUUGCGGCUGGAUCUGCGUCCAGAGGAUUUCAACAAUAUAGAUGAACUUGGUAGAGGAAACGGCGGGACCGUGUGUAAAGUAUUACAUGUUCGAACAAAUACCGUCAUGGCGAGAAAGAUUGUCCAUGUAGAUGCUAAUAUGAAUGUACGAAAACAAAUAAUGCGUGAACUACAAUUUAUGCACGACUGUAAUUCAAAACAUAUCGUUAGCUUUUAUGGUGCUUUCAUGAAUGGAGGCGAUAUUUCGAUUUGUAUGGAGUACAUGGAUGCUGGCUCGCUUGAUAAAAUCUACAAGAAACAUGGUCCAUUUCCAUUAGACGUAUUGAAACGAAUUGGUUAUGCUAUUGUGGAUGGCUUGAUCUAUUUAUAUGAUGAACAUCGUAUCAUCCACAGAGAUUUGAAGCCUUCGAAUGUUUUAGUCAAUUCUCAGGGACAAAUCAAAUUAUGUGAUUUUGGCGUAUCAGGCCAAUUAAUCAAUUCUGUUGCCGAUACGUUUGUUGGAACCAGUUCAUAUAUGAGUCCUGAACGUAUUAUGGGCUCACCUUAUUCUGUCAAAUCGGAUGUUUGGUCAUUAGGUAUUACACUGAUGGAAUUAGCAAUGGGAAGGUUUCCUUUUCCUCCAGAAGGUACACCUCUAUCCAUAUUUGAAUUAUUACAACACAUUGUUCAUGAACCCGUUCCGGCGUUCCCAUCCAAUAAUCAGUAUCCUGCUGAUUUAACUGAUUUCGUUGCGAAAUGUUUAACCAAAGAUGUUUUAUUGAGAGCUACACCCAAUGAUUUAAUGGUAAGAACGUGCGAUUUAUUUUAAUAUCAGGAAAAUGUUAAUUAACUUUGUGUGGGGCGGGUUUUGGGCGUCAUUUUUAGAAUCAUCCAUAUCUCGUAUCUGCUGCAACGGAAAAGGUUGAUCUCGCAAGAUGGGCUGCCAGUAUAACAAAUAAACAACAAUUAGUGUGAAUGCCCUCCUUUCUUUUUGUCUUGUUCUUAUUGGUGUGUGUGUGUGUAUAAUGAUGAGCGUGUAGCUUGAAGGAGGGGGGGGACAAUGAAUACAUUAAUUAAAACAAUAUCAGUGUCAACGUACAUGUUACACAAUCGCCACAACUGACUUUUGGGAGCAUAAAAAACGUGUCCAAAGAAAUUAAAAAACCAAUUUAUAAUUUAGCUUUAUGAGAAUAUUAAAUUAAUUAGGAUGUGGGCUGAUGUUCUUCUGUCAAAAACAAAAGUAUUCUAUUCCUUAAAGCGUUCUCUUUUCU
Molecule: messenger RNA, 1554 nt
Organism: Mucor mucedo
Lineage: Eukaryota; Fungi; Mucoromycota; Mucoromycetes; Mucorales; Mucoraceae
Product: kinase-like domain-containing protein
Exons: 7
Coding region: 69-1112 (347 amino acids)
Biological process (GO): protein phosphorylation
Molecular function (GO): ATP binding; protein kinase activity
Source: RefSeq, a predicted model, not a curated record